Molecule: messenger RNA, 851 nt
Organism: Ctenocephalides felis (cat flea)
Lineage: Eukaryota; Metazoa; Arthropoda; Insecta; Siphonaptera; Pulicidae
Product: radial spoke head protein 9 homolog
Exons: 3
Coding region: 1-828 (275 amino acids)
Biological process (GO): motile cilium assembly; cilium movement involved in cell motility; axoneme assembly
Cellular component (GO): axoneme
Source: RefSeq, a predicted model, not a curated record
AUGAAUUUGCAAUACUUACACCAAAGCAUUGAAACCCUGAGACUGUCUGGUUUUACAAUUAGUGAUGAGGAUUUUACUGUCCUAGAAAAUUCAUUGUAUGUUUUACAAAAUGAAAAUCAUUUCAAAAGUAUUUAUCUUGUUGGUAAAAUUUGUGGAAUAGAAAAUGAUUAUAUCAUAUCUUUUGGAUAUGGAAAAGAUGCAUUAUCAGAUAGAACCUACUAUUACAGUACUAAUUGUUUGGAUUGGGGACUUUUACCUCAUGCUUCUACUGAUGCCAAAAAUUUAUUUCAUCUUUGUACGGAUCCUUUUCAAGGAGAUCCUGCAAUGAGGUCAUUCAUUAUUGCUGAUGAAGAUAAGUCAGGUGUAAGUGAAAUUUGUAAACUUACAGAAGAAGACAGAUUAGCCGCUUGUGUAACUUCCAUUAUGGAAGAAGCAGCUUUAAUACCAAGGGGUUCUCUUUAUCACCGCCCUGAUAAUGUUAUUGUUUCUAACUAUUUGUUCGAAGGACUUUCAAGUAUUGAAGCUUGUCAAUUGUCUUCCUUUCAACAUUACAGACCGGCUCAACAUAGGUGGAACACAAAUCUUCUCACCAGGAAAGAUUAUAACUGGUCAUAUGAUUUUUUAGAUACUAUUGAUUGUGAUAUACCUCUGUGUAAAACUUGGACACUUCAACAAGUUAAUGGGGAUGAUAUUGUUAUACUAAGAUCCCUUUAUUGGCCUGGUAUGACAUUUUAUCAUAGACUGCAGACUGAAGAACAUGGUUUCUUUUACUAUGGCACCGGUAGAAAAAAUUUAGAUAUACCAUUUAUGUUUGAAAAUCUUGAUUGAACUAUAAUUGAACUGAUUACUAC